AUGGGCAACGGACAAUCAACAACAAAUGCAUCUAUAGUUUUAAAAAGUGCAGAAAGUCGUCGACGUAUCAAUAUCCAACAGACACAAAAUGUUCUUCUAAUCUGGUUAGACAGUAACAUUGACGAAACAAAUCAUGAUUGUCAAAAUACAAUCACAAAACUACGACGGGCCGUCAACAAUAUUAAUACAUUUACAGACGGCGACCAAUGUCUCGAAUUUAUCCAAACCAUCACCGAUAGCAAAGUAUGCAUGAUUAUAUCCGGAUCACUUGGACAACAGAUUGUGCCUCGUGUGCACAAUAUGUCCCAAGUUGAUUCUAUAUUUAUUUUUUGUGGAAAUAAAAAACAUCAUGAACAAUGGGUAAAAGAUUGGUCCAAAAUAAAGGGUGUCUUCACAGAUAUUACACCCAUUUGUGAAGCACUCAAGCAAGCUGCUCAUCAAUGUGAGCAAAAUGCCAUUCCCAUGAGUUUCGUGGGAUCAAAUAAAAAGUUGGAUCAAUUAGAUCCUUCUUUUAUGUAUACUCAGAUCCUCAAAGAAAUUAUAUUAACCAUCAAAUUCAACCAAAAGCACAUCCAAGAUUAUCUUAAUUACUGUCGCGAUGCUUUUGGCGACAAUAAAGAAGAAAUGGUUAAUAUUAAACGAUUAGAAGAUGAAUAUCACAAGAAAACACCAAUUUAUUGGUAUACUUGUCAAAUGUUCUUGUUUCCCAUGCUCAAUCGUGCAUUACGAAUGAUGGAUGGUGAUAUCAUUACACAUAUGGGCUUCUUCAUUGGUGAUCUCCAUCAACAAAUUGAACAACUACACAAGAAACAAUAUGCCGAUUCGACUGUUGCAGACACAUUUACCGUUUAUCGCGGUCAAGGUUUUUCUACAGGGGAUUUCGAACAAAUGAUGAAAACCAAAGGUGGUCUUAUUUCAUUCAAUAAUUUUUUAUCUACUAGUAAAGUUCGCAAUAUAUCACUUAAUUUUGCUCAUACUGCCAUAAUAAAUCCAGAUCAAGUGGGUGUCCUGUUUAUCAUGACAAUUAAUCCUACUCAAUUAACAACACCAUUUGCUUCAAUUUCAGGUGUUAGUGACUUCCAAGAAGAAGAUGAAGUCUUGUUUUCGAUGCAUAGCGUGUUCCGUAUUCAGGAUAUUAUACAGAUGGCAGGAAAAAAUCGUUUAUAUGAAGUUAAUUUGAUACUGACUGCUGACAACGAUCCAGAAUUGAACAGACUUACUGAUUACAUUCGAGAGGAGAGUUUUCCAGAUGAAGAAGGAUGGUACAGAUUGGGUUUGGUGCUAUUUGAGAUGGGUCAAUUUGACAAAGCUGAAGAUAUUUAUCAAGUUUUACUUGAUCAAAGAAAUGAUGAUAAAGAUAGGGCACUUAUUUACCAUCGACUUGGUAUGCUCAAAAGAAAUCAAGGAAAAUAUCAAGAGGCACUUACACUCUAUGAAAAAUCACUUGCUAUCAAACAAAACACUCUUCCUCCCAAUCAUCCUGAUUUGGCUAAGUCCUACAAUAACAUUGGUUUGGUGCAUUCUAACAUCGGUAAUUAUCCAAAAGCACUUUCUUAUUAUGAGAAAACUCUUGAGAUUGAUCAACAAUCACUUCCUCUUAAUCAUCCUGAUUUGGCUUCUUCCUAUAACAACAUUGGUUUGGUGCAUGACAGCAUGGGUAAUUAUCAGAAAGCACUUUCAUCUCAUGAAGAAGCCCUUAAAAUUCGACAACAAUCACUUCCUCCCAAUCAUCCUAAUAUGGCUUCUUCCUACAAUAACAUUGGUACCGUGCAUGCCAAAAUGGGUAAUUAUCUAAAAGCACUUUCUUAUCUUGACAAAACCCUUGAAAUUCGACAACAAUCACUUCCACCCAAUCAUCCCGAUUUAGCUAAGUCAUACAUUUCCAUUGGUGCAGUGCAUUACGAUACGGAUAAUUAUCCGAAAGCACUUUCUUAUUAUGAAAAAGCUCUUGAAAUUCAACAACAAUCACUUUCUCCCAACCAUCCUGAUUUGAAUAUGUCCUACAGCAAUAUUGGUUUGGUGUAUGAAAAUAUGGGUGAUUACUCGAAAGCUCGUAUAUUUUAUGAACAUGCUAUACAAAUUGCACAACAAUCAUUACCUUCAAACCAGCUUCAUCUUCAAGAUUAUAGAAAUAGCCUCGAACGUGUAAAAAAUAAAUAA
Adineta steineri is the source of this 2160-nucleotide messenger RNA. NCBI's taxonomy places the organism in Eukaryota, Metazoa, Rotifera, Eurotatoria, Adinetida, Adinetidae. The record is from the annotation of a GenBank genome assembly.